Messenger RNA from Drosophila hydei, 1693 nucleotides. RefSeq names its product lysosomal Pro-X carboxypeptidase. The transcript has a single exon. Gene Ontology annotation, molecular function: serine-type exopeptidase activity; dipeptidyl-peptidase activity. The record is from RefSeq and is a predicted model, not a curated record. The coding region runs from base 115 to 1524 and encodes 469 amino acids. Gene Ontology annotation, biological process: proteolysis. NCBI's taxonomy places the organism in Eukaryota, Metazoa, Arthropoda, Insecta, Diptera, Drosophilidae.
GAUAAGGGGGUCAUAAAAGCCGGCUUGACCGAAGCAGAGCUGAACAAAGACAGAUUUAAAAUUGAACGCAUUAUAUUUAAUUAAAAACAUUUGAGUCAUUGAGUGAGCAGCAAAAUGUUUCCUGCGCUUUGUGGAGCUUUAUUGAUUUUGGCUUUUAAGCCCAGCGCGUUUGCUAACGAGAAAUUCCAAUACGAAAUCAAAGAAUUUUCCGUGCCGCUGGAUCACUUUAGUUUUCUGAGCAAUGAGAGCUUCAACAUACGUUAUCUAUGCAACGACUCCUACGUGGACAAAAGCAACUUAGAGCCACCAAUAUUCUUCUACACGGGCAACGAGGGCGACAUCGAGUGGUUCGCGCAGAACAGCGGCUUCGUCUGGGAGCUGGCGGCCAAGCAGCGGGCGCUGGUUGUCUUUGCGGAGCAUCGCUACUACGGCAAAUCAAUGCCGUAUGGCGCCGACACCUUUAAUACCAGCAAGCCGGAGCAUUUGGCCUACUUCACCGUGGAGCAGACGCUGGAGGAUUACGCCCAACUGAUCACCUAUCUGCGCAAUGGAAAACGUUUGCCUGUGGUGGCAUUUGGUGGCUCCUAUGGUGGCAUGCUGGCGGCCUGGUUUCGCAUGAAGUAUCCGCAUAUUGUGGUUGGCGCACUGGCCGCCUCGGCGCCCAUACUUCAGUUUUCCGGGCUGACGCCGUGCGAUAUCUUCAACAAGAUAACCACCUCGGUGUUUGCGACCGCUUACAAUGCCAACUGCAGCGUCAACAUAGGCAAGUCCUGGAAGGCCUUCGAGUCGAUGGCGGCCACAGAUGCCGGCAAGAAGCAGCUGGGCGACAUCUUUCACGUGUGCAACGCCAUCAAGAACGCCGAUGAUCUGAAGAACUUUAUGGAUUACCUCGAGGAGGUCUACGGCAACCUGGCCAUGGCGAACUAUCCCUACAACUCCACAUUUCUGUCGCCGCUACCCGCCAAUCCUGUGCGCCAGCUUUGCUUUUAUCUAAAGGAUCUGCAUCAGAACGAUACGGAUCUGGUGGCCAGCAUGGCCAGCGCAUUGGCUGUCUAUACGAAUUACACAGGCAGCACCAAGUGCCUGGACUACAACGACUCGAACGCUGGCGCCAACUAUGACAGCAAGGGCUGGGACAUACAGAGCUGCAAUCAAAUGGUCAUGCCAAUGUGUGCCAACAGCAGCGACACCAUGUUCCGCACCAGCAACUGGGACUUCAAGGAGGUCUCGGACAAGUGCUACAAGCAGUUCCAUAUCACGCCCAAGGCCUACGACAUCGUGCUGCGCUAUGGUGGCCGAGAUCUGGAGGCGGCUAGCAACAUCAUCUUCAGCAAUGGCCUGCUCGAUCCCUGGAGCGGCGGCGGCGUCCUGAGUGCACCAAACAACCAAAUUCAUGUCAUCAUUUUGCCAGAGGGUGCCCACCACCUGGAUCUGCGCCAGAGCAAUCCCUUGGAUCCGGCCUCAGUAACGAGCGCACGUCAGAAGGAGGCGGAGAUCAUAGCGCAAUGGAUAAGCCAUUUUUAAGCAACAGAUUUCGAGUGUAAUUUGAAUUCUUAAUUAAUUUGCAAUAAAAACAAUGAUUGAGCCUUAUUUUUAAAUAUUUCUUUAAUAUAUAUGCAUAAAGGUACAGUUGUUCACAAGAAAGGAAAUCUUAAAAUUUACAGAAGCAGCAAAAACACACAAAAAAUUUAAC